Molecule: messenger RNA, 1398 nt
Organism: Aspergillus steynii IBT 23096
Lineage: Eukaryota; Fungi; Ascomycota; Eurotiomycetes; Eurotiales; Aspergillaceae
Product: MFS transporter
Exons: 6
Coding region: 1-1398 (465 amino acids)
Source: RefSeq, a predicted model, not a curated record
AUGUCUCCAGAGGGCUCCGAGGGUGUAAAGCCUCCGGGGCAAAUAACAGAAGUCACGCCGCACAAGGACGUCGAGCAACGAAUCCCUCCCGAUCAUUUCGACUCGGCGUAUCGCACCACGCGAUGGGAGAUCUGGGCCUAUUAUGCCUACUACAUUGGGAACAAUGGGCUCUCGUUGUUUAACUUCGGCCCGACUGCUUUCCAAAACCUCCUCUAUCAGGCUGCCGGGGACGAGGAAACCCUUCUUUUCGCCGGUCGGCAACGCUCCAUCAACAGCAUAGUUCUCCUCAGCAACGGCAUAUCAUUCGCAAUCCAAGUCGUCGUCUUCCUCGUCAUCGGUAGUUUCGCUGAUUUCGGGAAAUGGCGACCCAACAUCCUCAUUGGCCUGUCGAUAAUUGCCUACGGGAUUGGCUUUGGCUGGCUGGGCGUCCACACGGCAGAUAAAUGGCACAUCGGGGUUGGGCUGUAUAUUGUCGGGUUGAUCGCCUAUCAGACGACUCUGACCUUCUGGAUGGCGGCGUUCCCGGGUUUGGCGCGCAAUACUCCGGAGAUGUAUGCCAAAUCCGAGGAAUAUGUUGCUGGUCACAUCUCGCGCGAAGAGUACGACUAUGCCGACAGUCUAGAGCGCAGUCGGUUGGCCAACGUAUCAUUCUACAUCCAGUCGGUCGCAGAGAUAUUCAUCCUCGCGAUCAUCGUUGGAAUCAUGUUCGGCUUGCGCGUGGAUGACAACGAGCAGAAUAAUAAUUGGGGGCUGAGCGUGUUGAUUGCAUUUGCCACGGGAGUAUGGCUUCUGGUGUCUCUGCCGUGGUUCUUUCUCGAGAAACGCCGACCGGGACAGGAUCCAGGGGACGAGAACAUUGUAAUAGCGGGCUUGAAGCAACUCCGCCAUGCUCUUAUGCAGGUGUGGAAGCUGAAGCAAAGCUUGCUGUAUCUCCUAGGAUACUUCCUCCUCGGUGACUCUCUCAAUACAACGGUGACUGUGAUAUCGACCUUGCAAAAUAGCGUGUCAUCUUAUAAUACCUUGAACUUGACAUAUUUACUCAUCGUCGGGAUAGCCGCUCAGGCUCUCUACCAAGUCUUUUACGGCCUCUUCGUCUGUCCCUGGUACAGCUACUCCCAGGUCAUGAUCUCCGAGGUCACGCCUCGUGGCCACGACUUCCUCUUCUUUAGCUUGUUCAGCAUCAUUGGUAAGACGUCCUCGUUUAUCGGACCGCUGGUCUCCAGCGCUAUCAUCGAUGCGUCACCGUCGAGGAAUAACUCGACGCCCUUCUACUUCCUGUUUGGGUUGAGUGUGGCGAGCUUUGCCGUCUUGGUGAUCUGGUUGGAUCUGGAAAAGAGUCGGAAGGAGCAGGAGCAGUUUCUGCGGGAUCAGAAGGAGAGAGCGUUGCAGGCGGAGUGA